GGUGGGUCGGCUGGCUUGUACACACACCGGCGAAGCUUCAUUUCCACCACACGGGAUUUCAUACACACGCCGCAGCCUUGCAGGGACGCGCUCCUGUUGAGUCCUGCCACCGUGGACGUGGACAGCAAAGAAAGCGAAAGGGGGCGGAGGAGCGAGGAGUCGUCUUUGGAGUACACGGCGCUGAGGUCAUCGGGCUGAGCCUUGGUGGUCCUUGGAAUAAACCACUUCAAUCCAGCCUGACGACCGCAGACCCAGCCCAGGAUCUCCACAUCCAGCGUCUUCACCUCCAUGAUGGUCUGAGAAUUUCUUCAUAAACUUUCAGAAACUAUCUCAGGUUUGUCCUUUUUUGGAAGAUCGACGACUUGACUUUUUAUGACAAUUUGCCAUGAAAGCGUCAAUUUUUUCACCGUUAAACAUGGCCGCCGGACCAGGCCGGUGAAAAAGGAGGAAGCGAAUCCUGAAGUCAAAGUCGUUUUUGGAACAUCUUGUUGCAAAGACGCCGUUAUGUGAUGAAUAUCUGGAUAAAAGUGGGUCAGCGAUGGAACCCAAGGGGUCUAAGAAGAAACCUGUGAUUCUCGACCAAGCCCAGAAUUGAACAUCUUUGAUCCUGUGGAUUAAUAUUCUCCUCAAACCCGAAGAUUUACCUUACUUUUUUUUUUUUGUGUCCUCCCCAAAAUUCCAUGUAAAUUGGACUAUCAUCCAAAAUGGCUUCGGUUUGGACAGUUUGGACACUGUUGGCAGCUUCGGGUCUUCUUGGAUGCUGGUGCCAGGUCUCAAGGACUAGUGGUCCGAGAAAAGCGGAGCAGGGGGAUUCUUCCGUGGAACGAGUCAAGAGGGGAUGGGUGUGGAACCAGUUUUUUGUGGUGGAGGAGUACACGGGCACAGAGCCGCUCUACGUCGGGAAGAUCCACACAGACUCGGACGAAGGCGAGGGAAACAUCAAGUACACCAUCUCGGGAGAAGGUGCCGGAACCAUCUUCAUCAUCGACGAGCUGACGGGGGACAUCCACGCCACGGAGAGGCUGGACCGCGAGGAGAAGGCCUUCUACACCUUGCGGGCGCAGGCCCGGGACCGCCUCAGCGACGACCCCCUGGAGCCCGAGUCGGAGUUUGUCAUCAAGGUCCAGGACAUCAAUGACAGCGAGCCCAAGUUCCUGGAGGGUCCUUACAUUGGCAGCGUGGCUGAACUGUCCCCCAUAGGAACGUCCGUUCUGAAGAUCACUGCGUCCGACGCUGACGACCCGUCUUACGGCAGCAGUGCCAGAGUGGUCUACAGCGUCCCGGAGGAAGAGAAGUUCUUCACUGUGGGCAGACACACUGGCAUCAUAAUGACAGCCGUGGCAGACCUGGACCGCGAGACGCAGGAUCGCUACGAGCUGGUCGUCAAGGCAACAGACAUGGCUGGACAAAUGGGCGGUCUCUCCGGCUCCACCACGGUGACCAUAGUGAUCACGGACGUCAAUGACAACCCACCACGCUUCCCGCAGAAGAUGUACCAGUUCAUGGUAUCAGAAGGGGCGGCUGUGGGGACGCCGGUAGGACGCGUGAUCGCCACAGACGCCGACAUGGGAGACAACACGGACAUGAGCUACCUUAUCCAAGAAGGGGGCGAGCUCUUCAAAGUCACGACCGACGCCAUUACGCAGGAAGCUGUGGUGUCCAUCAAGAAGCCGCUGGACUUUGAGAGCAAGCGCACCCACAAUGUUGUCGUGGAGGCGGUCAAUAAACACGUGGACCCCCGCUUUGUGGACCUGGGCACAUUCCGAGACCAGACCAUUGUGCGGGUCAGCGUGUCAGACGUGGACGAGCCGCCGCUCUUUCAGCCGGUGGAAGGCACAGUCAUGGAGGUGCAGGAGGACGCCAGAGUUGGAGCGCUGGUUGGCGUCGUCACAGCGAAAGAUCCGGAUGUAAAGAAUAAACCUGUCAGUUUCUCCAUCGACCGGAGCACGGACCAGGAUAUGAUCUUCCAUAUCGACCAAGAUUCUGGUGCCAUCACACUGGGCAGGAUUUUGGACCGCGAGACAGCUGGCUGGCACAAUAUCACGGUGACGGCCGUGGAAGCAGAUAACCACACCAUGGCGUCACAUUCAGCAGUGAAUAUUCGUAUACUGGAUGUUAACGACAAUCCCCCGGAAUUGGCCACGCCCUAUGAAGCCUCCAUUUGUGAAGAUGCCAAACCAGGCCAGAUAAUUCACACCGUCAGCGUGGUGGACAAAGACGAACCGCAGUCUGGACAUCAGUUCUACUUCACACUGGCCCCUGAAGCCUCCGGCAAUCAACACUUCACCCUGUGGGAUGUCAAAGACACCACCGCUGGCAUCCGGACGCAGCGCUCGGGCUUCAACCGCCACGAGCAGAAUGUCUACUUCCUGCCCAUCCUGGUGGUGGACAGCGGCCCCCCCUCCCUCAGCUCCACGGGCACCCUGACCAUUCACAUCUGUGGCUGCGACACAGAGGGAGCCAUCCAGUCCUGCAAUGCCACCGCCUACGUAAUGAGUGCAGCUCUGAGCCCGGGGGCGCUUAUAGCUCUGCUGGUGUGCAUGCUCAUCCUUAUAGUCCUGGUCUUACUCAUCCUGACGCUGAAACGCCACAGGAAAGGCCAGCGGAUGGCGGAGGACGAGGAGGACAUGCGGGACAACGUCAUCAAGUACAACGACGAGGGCGGCGGCGAGCAGGACACCCAGGCGUACGACAUGAGCGCCCUCAGGAACCUAUACGACUUCCCCGAGGCCAAGGGCGCCGACCCCGGCCCGGAUAUCCGUUCGCUGCCGCAGUGGAUGCAAGCCAACCGGUUGGCGGGCGGGGCGCGGGCGGAACUGGUGGCGGCCGACUUCUCCCUUUUCAAAGGCUACAUCCGGAAGAAGGUGGAGCAGGCCGACUCCGACCUGUCGGUGCCGCCGUAUGACUCCUUCCAGACGUACGCCUUCGAAGGCAGCAGCUCGCCCGCCCUCUCGCUCAGCUCCAUCCACACACUCUCCACCACCUCCGAACAGGAUUUCUCAUACCUCAGUGACUGGGGGCCGCGCUUCCGUCAGCUGGCGGGCUACUACGCCCCUGGGAAACCGGACGAGGACGUCUCCUAGCACAGAGUCGGUUCCGCAGAGACUUCCAACCCUCCUCUUCUUCAUCCUCUUUUUCAAAACUGUCCGGGAAAGAACACCUCCCGACGUUUUUUUUCCCUCCCGGGACGGCUAAGGAUGAGAUGUCAGUUCCCAAACUAUUACCAUUUCGCUUCAGAUGGCUGGUGACCAGACAGCAACGACACGGACAAAAAGUGUUGGGAGACACCCGGAUCGGUUCAUAAAGAUUUCAUACCCGAGUCAUACCAAAGACUAUAAAAAUGGGACCCGUUGUCUCCCUGCUUGGCAGUCAGUAUCCAAGGGUUGGAAUUGGGGGUUAAAUCAGCAAAAUGACUCCUGAGCGUGGCCACCGCUGCUGCUCACUGCUUCCCUCACCUCCCAGGGGGUGGAUCAAGGGGUGAUGGGUCAAAUGCAGAGGGUAAUUUCACCACACUUCAUGCGUGUGGUACUUUAACUCCUUUGGGAAGGUCCUUUUCCGGUCUUCGACACCCAUAAGGCAUGCUUGGAUGAGCCUGGUUUGGAAGUAGACCUUUGACAUGAACAAGGCCCUUUCUCAGGUCCAACAUAGGUGACCUCUGACCUACUUUGUGUAUUCCAAUACAAAAAACAUUACAUAACAAAACAAUAUUCAUUGUUCUUCAUUGAGAUUCCGAUUUUAAUUUAUAACAUCAAGCCUUAUCAGAGUAAAACCGUUGGGCCCUCCCUGACUCCCUAAAAUACGAUGUUUUAGUUUUUUAUUUGCUCACUCGCUGUAGAAACUACGGAUAUUGUAAUCUUUUCUUGGUUUUUCUCAAGCUGCUGCAUACAGUACAUCCUCACACUGCACCUCAACUUACAAGCUCGAUUGGUUCUAUGACUGAGCUCAGGACUACAAAAACUGACGUCAUCGUCGCCCGUUCAAAUAAAAUGAAUCCAUGGUCCUCGAAAAAAACAGCACAAUUUUUCGAUGAAGAUUGUGCACAAAAGGUUGGAUUAAAAAAAAUAUAUUGUAUGAAAAGCAAUACAAUAUUGUGUAAUACAAACCACUUCUGUAGUUUUAUGAGAUAUUAAAGGCCUACUGGAAACCCACUACUAUAAUACCAGUUUAUAUAUCAAUGAUGAAAUAUUAACAUUGCAACACAUGCCAAUAAGGCCUUUUUAGUUUAAUAAAUUGCAAUUUUAAAUUUCCCGCCAAGUGUCGUGUUGAAAACGUCGCGGUAUGAUGACGCGGGCGUUUGACGUCUCGGGUUGUAGCGGACAUUAUUUUCCAGCCCGAUCCCAGCUAUAAGUAGAGCUGUUUAUCUAUUUUAUGAAGGAGAACUAAAACCUAAUGUUAUUAAAAAAAGUAUUGAGUUUGAAUCGAUUCCAAAUCCAAUCGUUACCCCCAUCGAAUCGUGUUUUGCCCAAAGACUCACAGCCCGAAAAUGUACCCACAGAUAGCGGACUAAUGUGGUUUCUACUUGGAGUGGCUUCUCCGUCAUUGAACAAUAAGGAUUGAUAUUGUUGUUGACUUUGCACACGGACGUGUUUGAUUGACGGAUCGGCGGUCGGAGUUGACAGCAAGCGACAUGUUUGUCUGUGUCCUUGAUGAAUAAAUGAAAAAAUACGCAGUGAGAAGAGAAAUGUUGGAAUGUCUAUUUUGUAGAGUAUGAGGACGGAACGAACUGAAAAACGUCGAGCACACCGUCGGCAGCAUCUUCAUAUUUUCAUGGAUAAAUGUCCUCAGAUUGGCUCCUGCUUCUGUGUGGUGCGGAUUAACAUGUUUUUGAAAAGUUGUUUUUUUUAUUCUUGACUCGCUUUCUUCAUUUCAAUGUUUGAGGUGUGGGAUUGUUUCGAUGUCUGACCGUGGAUGUUUUUGGGCGGAUCAUACAGGGUUCAUUCUGACAAUCACGCCUCCAACAAGGGGUGGGCAGACUGUAUAUAUACAUGACAAAACCUGUAAGUUGAGGUACCGCUCUAUUAAAUUGAACAAAAAAAAUGACUCGGGCUAUGAUUAAAGGUGUGGUAUGUACAUAUAUAUAUAUGUAUAUAUAUAUAAACAUACUGUAUGUUUACAUGUAGAUAUAUAUA
Molecule: messenger RNA, 5129 nt
Organism: Nerophis ophidion (straightnose pipefish)
Lineage: Eukaryota; Metazoa; Chordata; Actinopteri; Syngnathiformes; Syngnathidae
Product: cadherin-22-like
Exons: 15
Coding region: 705-3083 (792 amino acids)
Biological process (GO): cell-cell junction assembly; adherens junction organization; multicellular organism development
Cellular component (GO): adherens junction; catenin complex; plasma membrane
Molecular function (GO): cadherin binding; calcium ion binding
Source: RefSeq, a predicted model, not a curated record